Condylostylus longicornis is the source of this 441-nucleotide messenger RNA. RefSeq lists its product as uncharacterized. The record is from RefSeq and is a predicted model, not a curated record. Lineage: Eukaryota; Metazoa; Arthropoda; Insecta; Diptera; Dolichopodidae. The coding region runs from base 1 to 441 and encodes 146 amino acids. The transcript is spliced from 4 exons.
AUGCGAGAACAUUUGGCGCGAAAACAGACGGCAGCGCCAUCACUUGAGGAAACAGACCUCAUCAUGUGCAGCAGCGUCGUGAACUUGGGAAGCUCAAUAGCAUUGAAUCGAAAUGCUGCAUAUGCUGAUCUUGUCAGCGUUAUGGAGGCGAAUCCAGCUGACCAUGCAAUUGUCUCUGAUGUCGAUCAUCAACUUCUAUUAAAGAUCAAUUUUAAAGAUCCAGUCACUUGUACUUCAGUCUGUUUUCGUGCUGAGACUCCCCCCGCACAACAAAUACACGCGCAGCAAUCUGGUGAAAGGUCGACCACAGAAAUCAAUCCAGCCGACUGCUCUGGCCCCAAAACUAUAAAAUGCUUCGCGAAUCUUGAAGAUUUAGAUUUCGUUGAUACAGAAACAGCGAAUCCAGCUCAACUUAUUGAGUUGUCUCCACAGCAAUUGUAA